UGGCUUUCUCCAAGAGCAAGGUACGUAAUUAAAAUAUAUGAUGAGUUUGACAGCAAUUAAAAUCUAUUACAAUGGCUUUCUCCAAGCGCUUUUGUUCUGUGUUUGGUACAGGUCACUUGCACGUACGGCUUUCCCGAUUUGCUUAUGAGAGCCACUAAUGGGACUAUUUCCGGCAAGUUUGUUGUUGUGUAUGGAUUUGGGGAUGGUCAGAGCUCUACUGAUGCAACUUGGUCCACACGCACGAGUGGCUACGACAGCUCUGACCAACGAGGAUGUUCUCCCUGAGGGUGACAUAUUUGUUAACACUGUGGGUGACAAAGACACCAUCGUCAAGGUUAAUCACAUGAAGAAGAUGAAAAAUGAUGCCAUUAUUUGCAGCCUGGGUGAUUUUGACAGUACUGGAAUUGACAUGCGCGAGCUUACUACAUAUCCAGACGUGAAGCCCAUAACCAUGGAGGCUGGAAUAGACAAAUGGGUCUUCCCUGAGUCUAACACGGGCAUCAUCAUAUUAGCUGAGGGACUUCCGAUGAAGAUGGGUCUUUCCUUUGCGGACAUGGAGCCGGGUCGAAAAAUGAACCGGGUUCGGGUUUAGACGAUGAUGAGGUUGUGGCUUCUCCUUCAGUUGCCAACCUUGAAGCUGAUCAUGGUCAUGAAUCGACCAAUGAUGUACGGCCUGAGUCCAUUAGCUUGUCUAUUAAUGGAGGCGAUCAUAAUACAAACCCCAUCACUUUAGGUGCGGACCAUGGAGCCGGGUCAACAACGGCAUCUCCUUCAGUUGCCAACAUCGGAGCUGAUAUACAGCCUGGGUUCACUAGUGUGUCCAUUAAUGGAGGCGAUCAUAAUACAAACACCAUCACUUUAGGUGCGGACCAUGGAGCCGGGUCAACAAUGGCAUCUCCUUCAGGUUCCAACAUCGGAGCUGAUAUACAGCCUGAGUUCACUAGUGUGUCCAUUAGUGGAGGCGAUCGUCCAAGCCUCAUCGCUAAUGAUGGGAUUGGGAUGAGCUUUGAUAUGAUGGGGAUGCUGCCUCGCAAUUGGCGUAUCUUUGUGAUUCUUGUCAUAUUGCUCACUUUUGUCGCUGGGAUGGUUUCCAAGUUUGUGUGAUCGGGU
Prosopis cineraria is the source of this 1110-nucleotide messenger RNA. Its product is annotated as adenosylhomocysteinase-like. The record is from RefSeq and is a predicted model, not a curated record. NCBI's taxonomy places the organism in Eukaryota, Viridiplantae, Streptophyta, Magnoliopsida, Fabales, Fabaceae. The coding region runs from base 158 to 592 and encodes 144 amino acids. The transcript has a single exon. Gene Ontology annotation, cellular component: cytosol. Gene Ontology annotation, biological process: L-methionine cycle. Gene Ontology annotation, molecular function: adenosylhomocysteinase activity.